Nannizzia gypsea CBS 118893 is the source of this 1527-nucleotide messenger RNA. RefSeq names its product PHP domain-containing protein. NCBI's taxonomy places the organism in Eukaryota, Fungi, Ascomycota, Eurotiomycetes, Onygenales, Arthrodermataceae. Bases 1 to 1527 code for a protein of 508 amino acids. The transcript has a single exon. The record is from RefSeq and is a predicted model, not a curated record. Gene Ontology annotation, molecular function: 5'-3' DNA exonuclease activity; 5'-3' RNA exonuclease activity.
AUGGUGGACUGGAUCCUUACAUCCUUUGCAGCUCUUGCAUGGGCAACUGCGUCAGCUGCAGCCACAGAUACUAAACUGCUAUCAUUUCGCGGCCAGCAACCCAUCCAUUUGAACCUGACCGGCCAUAUACCCGCAGAAAAAGUUCUAGACUUUGUCUUUGUGGACUUUGACGUCCCUGAAGGAACUACUUCGAUUUCUGUUCUACAAAAGUACUCGUUGAAAGGCAAGGGAAAUGCACUAGACCUUGGAUGCUGGGACCAAAGAGGCCAUCAUCUCGCCCUUGAUGGAAACUUCACCACUGGAUUUCGUGGAUGGUCCGGUGGUGCAGGAGAUAACUUUACUAUUACUCCUGAAUAUGCUUCCCCUGGCUACAUUGCGGGUGCCAUCCAGCCCGGUGUCUGGUCUGUAGCCCUGGGCCCAUACAACUCAGUUCCUCAAGGCAUUGACUACGAAUUGAACAUCCAGCUGGGCUUUGAACCCGUGAAGUCCUACUUCCAGCCAGCCUUUGCACCAAGCUUUGUAGACAGCAGCCUGUAUAUGAACGAGUCAGAGAGCAAUAUUCACCAGCUGAAAAGCGGAAACGGACAGUCUGGUUUGAGAUGGUACAGAGGGGACUUCCGUAUUCACACUAUAUACUCCGAUGGCAAACAGACACCUCAAAGAGUUGCAGAGCUUGCCCAGGAAGCCAAUCUUUCGUUCUUCUUCAGUACAGAUCACAACACGCAAUCAUCGGGCUUGAUUUGGGGUGCUGUCGCUCCGCCAUCUCUACUUGUUGGAAGAGGCAUCGAGGUGACCACCCGCGGCGGGCACUGGAAUGCACUGGGUCUCAACUGGAACGAAUGGGUCGAAUUUCGUUAUAAGGGGAACGAUAGCGCCGCUAUCUCCCAGGCUGUUCGACGGGUUCAGCGUCAAGGAGGUCUUGCAGUGGCUAAUCAUCCGUUUGUCAACGACUGCCUUGCGUGCGACUGGUCAUUUAGCUUCGAUAUCAUGGAUGGACUGGAAGUCUGGAACGGAGUUUGGAACGAUUUUGAUAGGAAGGCCGUCGAUAAGUGGCACAGUAUGCUUGUUCAGGGGUCAAGGGUAUUUGCUAUCGGUGGAAGCGACUAUCAUAACUCCCCGUCUGCUGUUGGUGUGCCUACUACUGUGGUUCGCUCGGAGAGUUUGUCAACGGCACAUAUCAUUGAUGGUCUUCGUCUAAACCGGGCGUAUAUCGUCCGGGACCCAAGCAUUGAUAUCCAGUUCACCCUCAGCUACCACGGCGAUACAAUUCAUGUCGGUGACAAAGUCAGGGGCAAAAAAGAAAACAAUACCCAUGGCCCCAUAUUGGUAGCUCUGGAGGUGAAGGGUCUUCCUGAGAAUGCUGUCGCUCUUUUUCUGUCCGACAAAGGCCUACUUAAGCGCCAGGCUAUCGUACAGGGGGAUCAUGUUCUUCAUGCCAAAGUUGAUUCGACAAACUCCUUUAUCCGAACGGAAAUCCAAGAUUCAACCGGCUCCAUGCUAGCCAUGACCAAUGCAAUUUGGAUAUGA